Messenger RNA from Effrenium voratum, 474 nucleotides. Lineage: Eukaryota; Dinophyceae; Suessiales; Symbiodiniaceae. The record is from the annotation of a GenBank genome assembly.
AUGGAUGAAGGCGAGGCUAAGAUCAUGGCCAAGGAGGUCGAAGAUGCGGAGAAGGAGAUGCGAGCCGCAAAGGCACGCCUUCGACGCCUCUGCGAGACCAAAUCCAAUGGAAAGCUCAAGGUGCCGGCGUGGCUGCACGAAGCUUGGAAAUCCGGGGACAAGGGUGCCAUGGCCGAGGAGAAGCUGAUUUCCAUUUUGGAAAAGAGCCACACCAAGAAAGACAUGAAGCAGAACAAAAUCGAGGAAGGAUGGUACUCUAAAGACGACAUGGUGAAGGUCUUGAAAUGGGGUUCGAAGAAGGUGGAGGGAGCCAUAGAAGUGUGCAACGCGGAUCCCGCAAACCUGGUGAGGGCUUCGCGAUACGGCGGCGAGCCCGAGUAUUGGGUCAGCACUAGGGAGACGGGCAGCCGAACGCAAGAAGAAAAGAUUGUGGAGAUGCGCAAAACCACCUCGCAGGACGGCCUCAAGCGCUAG